AUGUCUGUGUCCAUUGAUCCCAAUGACUACGUUGAAGCUCCCGAAGGAGUCACAAACUUAAAGUUCAAUGAUGCCAAAAGACAAGCUAAAUUUGAACUUGGAGUCUGUAUGGCAGUAUACAAAUGGGAAGAAUUAAAUACGGCUGUAGAAAACUCCUGGGGAGGUCCAAACUCAGGUGAAAAAAGGGACUGGAUCUCUGGAAUUGUAAUAGACUUAUUUGAUGAUAAAAUUGUAGAUAUAGCACUUAUAGAAGAAACUUUAUUGUAUGCAAUGGUUGAUGAGUUUGAUACUGAAAUCGAUAACGAUUCUGCGUUGGAAAUUGCUGCAUUAAUUUUCAAAUUCUUCAAGGAUGUGAUGGUUGAAAAAUAUGAUGGGAUAGAUCAAUUGUAUGCUAAAUGGGAAGCAAAGAAGAACUUGAGGACUCAGAAUUCCCAUGUUGUAGUAGGCUCUGAUCCAAAUAACCCCUCUGAUGACGAUGAAGAAGACGAUGAUGAGGAAGAAGAAGGUGAUGAAAAUUUAACAAGUAGAGGCAACGUAGUUGAAGAAUCCAUGGAUGUCGAUGAACCAGCAGGACCAAUCGUCGAUGAUGAUGGGUUUGAAAUGGUGCAGAAAAAGGGUCGCCGUGGUGGUAGGCGUUAA
This is a messenger RNA of Dujonia railenensis, 639 nucleotides long. The record is from the annotation of a GenBank genome assembly. Lineage: Eukaryota; Fungi; Ascomycota; Pichiomycetes; Serinales; Debaryomycetaceae.